Messenger RNA from Limanda limanda (common dab), 4726 nucleotides. RefSeq names its product matrin 3-like 1.2 (gene matr3l1.2). Gene Ontology annotation, cellular component: nucleus. The transcript is spliced from 21 exons. The record is from RefSeq and is a predicted model, not a curated record. Gene Ontology annotation, molecular function: zinc ion binding; RNA binding. NCBI's taxonomy places the organism in Eukaryota, Metazoa, Chordata, Actinopteri, Pleuronectiformes, Pleuronectidae.
CGUUAGCUUUAGCCUCAGCUAGCGGAGCGACGCAGCAGCAACAACUGACAAUUCAGAGAGGAAGAGGAGUUCACUUUGACCCGGUUCACUUCACCUUGAAGAACAGACUCCGCCUCCUUCUUGGUCUUGACUCACCUGCCGAGGCGGCGGCUCCACUUGGUGCCGUCAUGUCUCAGAAGUCGCUGCUGGACGGGGGUCCGAAGCACUUCGCCGUGGGCCGGGGGCUCCUGGCCGCCGCAGAGACCUUGAACUUCAGCAUGAACGAGCAGCGCUCCAGCCGUCAGAUGGGGGGCAUGUCCUCGGGUGUGGGGGGGGGCGGCGGUGGCGCAGAGGGCCAGGAUGGCGGCGCUCAGAUGCCGCGGCGAGGCAACAAUCUUGGCAGCACCAUGAAGCUGUUUGCCAGUUUGGGUCUGUCCCCAUCAGACCUGGACGCUCUGGCUGAGAUCCCGGAGGAGGAGAUCAGCGUGGAGACGCUGCCCCACCUCCUCCUGCAGCUCAAGAGCCGCAAGGGGGAGGCUGGAGAGCGGCGGGGGGGCGCGUCCAACAUGUCCUCCAUGUCCUCUGACUCUGUGUACCGCGGCGGCAGGGACAGCUGGGACAAGGUGCACAUGGGCAGGAGCGGCGGCCCGUCUCUCGGGGGGGGUUCGGCCCGGGCGCAGUCAGACUUCGGCUUCAGUCCCGUGCAGGACGUCUCCGGCCGCGGCUACGGCGUGAGCUACAGCAGCGGGGGGGCGAGCAGAGAGAGGCCGUAUUCUGAGCUUUCCCACCACGACUCCUACGGUGGACUUGGCAUGGGGCCGCCGGCGUCCGAACCCGUCUUUCUGCAGCGGAGGAUGGGCUCGCCGUCCAACGGGAAAGUCCAAGACUUCUUGGGAGUCGCCCCCCCCAUGUUCCCCCAUGUGUGCUCUCUUUGUGACUUUGACGUUCAUUCCACCAUGGAGUGGAACCAGCAUGUUAACGGACUGCGACAUGCUGAGAACAGACGUGUGCUCCUGGACAUGUAUCCAGAGUGGGACCCCGCCAUGUCGUCAGGCAGAGGGGGGGGUUCUCUGGAGACCCCCAACCUGUCAGCUGGACUGCUGGGACCCGCCCCCAUGUCUUCAGCCCGGGCAGCAGGAGGGACGUCCUCCAGCUGGGGAGGAUCUGGUUUGUCAGGAAAGAACCAGCUGGGACAGAACAAGCUGAGGAGCCGAGUGGUGGUGGUGAAAUACGCCAGGAAGCCUCUGAGCAACAAGACUCUGUUUGCCUUCACCGAGCCGUUCGGCUGCCUGAGGGAACAUCUGGUCCUCAACAACAAGGCGUUCCUGGAGAUGAGCAGCCACGAGGAGGCGCAGGACAUGGUGAACUACUACGACCAGCAUCCUGCGGCGCUCUACGGGAAGCCGCUGACCUUCUACCUGUCCAGGAGGCUCAUGGUCAUCGAGAAGGAAGGUCAGUCGGCGGACACCUUGAUGGACAUGCCCAUCAGGGAGGUCAAAGGUCACGGCAGCCAGGUGGUUUUCUUCUCCAACCUGCCCAGAGAGGAAGAGAAGAAGAAGGAGCUGCUGACCAUCGCUGGACGCUUUGGCAUCGUGGAGAAACACCUGUUUCUAACUGACCAGGCGUUUGUCCAGCUGGGGACGCCGCAGGACGCAGAGAUGCUGGUGAAGUAUUACAGCGUGAACCCGCUCACCAUCAAGGGCCGGCCCAUCCGCCUCAACAUCUGCGCCAAGUACAAAACACUGAAUGUGAACCGCCGGCAGGCGGGGUCUGCCGGAGAGGGGCGGGGCCAGAGGAACGCCUCCUCUGGAUCCAGGACCUCCUCCAACUCCAGAACGUCCUCGUCCAGUGCCAGGACCAGAGAGGAGGAGAAGAAGGAGCAGGAGGAGAACAAGGCCAAGGCUGAGGAGAAACCUGCUGAGGAGGAGGGGGUGUCUGGAGUGAUGGAGGGGGAGGAGCCGGUAACCGAUAGAGACGAGAAGGCGGAGACAGGGGAGGAGUCUUCAGGAGGUGUUCGGGAGGUGAGGAGAUGCUGAACAGAAACAAACAUGGAGGAUUAACAGGAAAGUUAUUUCUGAAAAUUAAAUUGGUGACGUUCGCAGGUCCCUGAUGAUGUCACUGAUGAUGUCACUGAGCAAACACCUGAGCCGGUGGGCGGGGCAGAAGGUGAGGCCAAGCAGGGGGCGGAGUCAGACGGAGCAACGGAACCAACUGAAACCCAAGAUCCCACCGAGGAACACCAGAUCAAGAAAGAACCGGUGACAGAACCCGGCGAGCGUUCCGAGGCGCUGGAGGAGGAGGAGCCUGCUGACGAGCUCGACCAGGACUUCAUGGAGAACAUGGAGGACUUUGUGACGUUGGACGAAGUCGCAGAAGACGAGGACGAAGAUCUCCGCGACUCGGACGCCACCGACAACACGAGGGGGGGGGGGAUGAGGGUCGUGAACAUCGUGGGGUUCAGACGAGGGUUCAACUUCCUCAACGAGCUGCUGGCUCUCGCCAAACCGUUUGGCAAAGUGGUCAAACACCUGGUUCUGGACUUAAGACUCGAGGCCUACCUUCAGUUCGACCUGGAGGACGAAGCUCGAGCGAUGGCCAAGUUCUACAACAGCAACGUCACGGCCACGGUGUGCGGUCGGCCCGUCAGGAUCAGUCACUCCAUGACCUACCCCACCAUCCAGUGUGGCACCAGCCGGGUGGUGUACAUCGGGCAGAUCCCCAGCGGGAAGUACCACGACGAGGCCGUCCUGAAGCUGGCCGAGCCGUUCGGGGUCGUCAGGAAGUACUUCCUCAACAGGAUCAAGAGAGAGUGUUUCGUCGAGAUGGAAAACGCAGAGGACGCAGAGAAAAUGGCAGAAGAUUGCAAAGUCAAUCCACCAAAGCUCCAAGGGAAGCGUCUGACGGUUUACGUCAGCAGGAAGUACCGGCAGCUGAAGCACGGACAUCGAUGUCUCAGCACAACGAAGAGAGACAACAGCAGUUUGACCUCAACGUCCUCCAAACAUCCUGAAGAGCCUCCAACCAAGAAAGCCAGGGAGGAGGAGAAGCCAGAGGAAGGAGAGAAAUGGGAGGAGGAAGAAGAGGAGAUGAAGGUGGAGGAGGAGAAGAAGGUGGAGGAGGAGAAGGAGAAGAAGGAGGUGGAGGAGAAGGAGGUGAAGCAGGAUGAGAUGCAGAGCAGUGACGAGACGAAUCCUGAUGUUUCUGAUCCGAAACCCAAGAGUGAGGAAGAAGACGUCCCACAGGACGAGCAGCUGGACCCGACGGAGACGAGGCAGGACAGACACACCGAGCCCCCCCCACCUGCUGAAAACAAACCCAGCGUGGCGUCUCUGCCGCUCCCCCCCCAUGACCCGGACACCCCCAUCGGUGUCGAACACGUGAAAACGGGUUUUUACUGUCGAGUCUGUUUCCUGUUCUACUCCAACGAAGACAUGGCCAAGAAGACGCACUGCAGCAGCCCGGCGCACUACGACAAGCUGCAGAAACAUCUGGAGAAGGAACAAACCAAAGCAGAGAAGAAGAGGGCGAGGAAGACGGCGUCAUGAAAACAGGAAGUUCCUCAUCAGGGAGGAGCUUAACUUUUCACUUUGGUGUCGCUGAGGAAACGCUCGUCAUCGAGGAGCUCGUCCAAUCAGGUGAUCACGAGGAGGAGGAGCCUGACGUGAUGAGCUGCUGCACGCCAACAAAACGUUUCCUCUUCAUCCAGCGUCGGUUUCAAACAUCUGUUUCAAUCAGAGGUUUCAUGUGUUUUGUGCUGGAGGCUUCUGACCCGUUUUCCUUUGAUCUCUCUGGAGUUUUUCUAGAUCCCAAUUCUUUAGUUUUAACCAUCCAGGUUGUACAGUGCACGACAGGAAGAACGAUCACUUAGCAUAAAGCAUGGAGGGGGGGGGCUGUUAGCAUUGCUCCCAAACUUCCUGUAUUCAGAUGCAAUUAUUCACCGGAACUUUUUUUAAUAAGUUAAACAAUAACUAACGUGUGGAUGGAUACGCUGCUGUACUUUAUCAGGAAAUAGUUCCAAGUCAGUUUCACCAUCAACGUUAAAACUUUUUCAAUAUUUAACAAGUCACAGAACAAACUUUGAAUGUCGAAUUUUUGUUUGUUUCUUUAAUAAAAUGUAACAAAGAUUCCUCAAAUUUAACUUGAGUUUUAUUUUCUGUUGAAUCUGAAACAAAAGAAAAACAUGGAUCCUGAAUGCAGCAGCUGUGACAUCAUCACAAUAAACAAUCAACAGAAACUUGUGACGCCUCAGUUUGUUCUGAAACCAAAAGUAAUCAUAUUGUGGGUGGAGUCGGACUGAGAGGACUCGCCCACCUGUACCCAUUGGACGGUACUAACUGUCAAUCAACCCCCCCAACACAUCUGGUGCUUUAUGGUCUGUUUGACUCUAAAUGAUCAUAAUUCACUACAUGAACUUCAGCUGUUUAAAGAAGACUUGAAACUAGAGACUGAGACAGAAACUCCUGAAUGUUACUGACGUUAGAAAGUGAGAAGUAGAGCCACUUUCUAUAGAAACUACCAGUGGAGUCGCCCCCUGCUGGUCACUACACAGAAGACAGGUUUCCAAUGAUCAAACAGUCAUUGAUAUUAGAACAAGAAAUGUUAUGUCAAAGUAUUUUAUUUAAUGUCCUGUUUCAAAUGUUGAAGUUUUGUUUUUUAUGUCGUAACAUUAAAAUGUCACGUGUGAUUUAUAUUGAUGAUGACACUUAAAAAAUAAACAGUCACAACAAAGCAAAUUAAAAUAAACAAA